AUGGCGCUGCUCACUACGCAUGUACUGCUGGCGAUCUGCGUGCUAAGCUUCGCUAUUCGUCUCUUCCCGGUCGUCACAUGGGGAAGUGUCAUCCACGAGUUCGACCCGCAAUUCAAUUUCCGCGUUACGAAGUUCCUGGCCCAGCAUGGCGUCUACGAGCUUCUAGACUGGUUCGACAAUCGCGCAUGGUAUCCUCUAGGCCGUAUCGUGGGCACGACGGUGUAUCCUGGGCUUAUGGCUGGUGCUGCGGGGCUUCAGUGGCUGCUGACGCUAGUGCUGCGGUUCCCGAUUUCCAUCCGUGACGCCUGUGUCUUCCUGGCGCCAGUAUUCGCGGCACUCGCCUGUGUAGCGCAGUUUUUGCUGACCCACGAAGUGACAGAUAAUACGACGACGGCACUGUUGUCGGCCAUGCUUCUAAGUGUGUCACCAGCGUACAUCUCGCGCUCCACAGCUGGGUCCUUUGACAACGAGGGCAUUGCAAUCUUCCUUCUCAUCUUCACCUUCUACCUGUGGGUAAAAGCCAUUAAGACAGGCGCGAUGCUGUGGGCAGCUCUGACUGCUGUUUCGUACUUUGGCAUGGCGCUGUCUUGGGGAGGAUACGUUUUUAUUCUCAAUAUUUUGCCAAUCCACGUGCUGGCGUUGUCGGUCUCGGGACAUUAUUCGCCCAAAGUGUACGUGGCAUAUUCGACGUUUUACCCGCUGGCGACACUGGGAGCGAUGCAAGUCCCGUUCAUUGGCUUCAAUGCGGUGCUAAAGGGUGAAAAUGCUGGAUCUCAUGGAGUAUUUGCGCUUCUGCAAGCGUACGCGUUCAUGCAGUGGCUGUCUACCCAGAUACCGAGAGACCAAUUCAAGGUGCUUCUUCGAACGUGCGUGAGUGUUGGCGUCGCUAUCGUCGGUAGCGGCUUAUUAUUAGCCUUGUUACUGGGAAAACUUCAAUGGAGCGGUCGGAGCUUGACGCUUCUGGAUCCGACGUACGCGUCCAAGUAUAUUCCGAUCAUUGCAUCGGUGGGGGAGCAUCAACCGACUGUGUGGUCAGCGUUUUACUUCUCUCUUGGGCCAGCGAUGCUCUUUAUUCCGUUGGGGGUCUUUUAUUCCUUCCAGAGGCUGGACGCCGCUUUCCUGUUUAUGAUUAUUUACAGCACAUUUGCCUUCUACUUUUCGGGCAUCAUGGUCCGAUUGCUGCUGACUCUUGCCCCGGCAGCUUGCUAUCUUUCGGCUGUUGGUGCUUCGGGCUUCAUGCACAAAAUCGUGAAAGUCACACGCAGAGAUCCAGUUGAGGCUGAAAAGUCAGAAGGAACGGAGACUAACAAUGCCGGUGAUGAGUCGAUGAGAAGGACAGGUGACGAAGAAGAGGAAGAUUCGACCAAGUCUCAUGCGGGGGAUAUUCUCUCGGCCCUUGCCGCUAAGCUGCGCUUCCAGCCCGAUGAUGGUGAAAAGCAGAGGGCUCCGAGGGGGCUCCAGUUGCUGGUGCUCGCUUGCGGGGUUCUCCUCAUUAUCCACGCUCGGCAUUCAUCCAACAUCGCCAAAAAAGUUUAUUCAUCCACAUCGCUUGUGUUCGAGAAAAUGAACAUGACAACGAAGGAAAAAGAUUUGCACGAUGACUAUCGAGAAGCCUUUGCGUGGCUACGGCAGAAUACGCCAGACGAUGCCAAAAUCCUGAGCUGGUGGGACUACGGAUACCAGAUCACAACGCUUGCAAAUCGCACAGUGCUUGUUGACAAUAACACGUGGAACAACACGCACAUUGCGACCGUUGGGCGCGUACUCACAUCACGUGAAGACGAUGCGUUGCCAAUUUUACAAAGUCUUGACGUUGACUACGUGUUCGUACUGUUCGGAGGACGCGUCGGCAUGCCUGGCGAUGACCUGGACAAGUUGCCAUGGAUUGUCAGAAUCUCGGAAGGCGUGUUUCCCGACGACGUGAUCGAGUCGGAGUUCCAGGUAAACGGACGCUAUAUUUUCCACGAGAAUGCGACGCUCGCGAUGACCCAAAGUGUUCUCUACAAGCUAAGCUACUUCGAAUUUAACCAAGUGCAGAGUCCCUCUGCAAAGGAAGGCGAGGAGGACCCCGUCUUCGGAUGGGAUAUGAGUCGUCGAUUUAGAAUUCCACAGCGCGACAUCAACUUGCAGCAUUUCGAGCACGUGUUUACCUCGGACGCGUGGAUGGUUCGGAUUUAUCGAGUUAAAAAGCGGUAG
Molecule: messenger RNA, 2196 nt
Organism: Phytophthora infestans T30-4
Lineage: Eukaryota; Oomycota; Peronosporomycetes; Peronosporales; Peronosporaceae
Product: dolichyl-diphosphooligosaccharide-protein glycosyltransferase subunit, putative
Exons: 4
Coding region: 1-2196 (731 amino acids)
Cellular component (GO): membrane
Molecular function (GO): oligosaccharyl transferase activity
Source: RefSeq, a predicted model, not a curated record